Tetrahymena thermophila SB210 is the source of this 3132-nucleotide messenger RNA. RefSeq lists its product as hypothetical. The record is from RefSeq and is a predicted model, not a curated record. The transcript has a single exon. NCBI's taxonomy places the organism in Eukaryota, Ciliophora, Oligohymenophorea, Hymenostomatida, Tetrahymenidae.
AUGCAGCGAAUAGAAUAAAAGCAAUAACAAGACCCUUAGCAAUAACAAUAAAAAUUAGAAAUGAUUAAAAAAGAACUUUAAAAGUAUAGAGAGCUCAAGAAAAGUCCAUCUUUAAGCUCUCAUUUAUCUGCUAAGUAGCUUUAAAAAUGCUCUGAUACUGAAAAACGUAAAUAAAUAUUAAACUACAUCAACAGUACUCAGUUGGAAUAGGAUAAUAUGAACAUAUCUUAAACAAAUUGUCCUCAGACUUCUAGGAAUUUUUAAGAGAACUAAAGCAUGUUAAAUUAAAAAAGAGAAGGCUAAAAUGAUUUUGUAUAAAAAAAUCCUUCUAACAAGUUUUUCUAAUCAAUUAAAAACAGGGAAAACUAGGAAAGGUUUAAUUUAGAUUUUAUGUAAAAAGAUAGCCGCCAUAUUUCAAAUGAAAAUCAGAAAAAUUCUUCUUCUAAUAACACCAAAAGUAAUUCUAUCAGCAUAAAUCCUAAUAAGGAGAUUUUCAGAGAAAUAACUUUAGCAGAUGUAUAGAAUUUUGAAAUGGAAAACUAGCAAGUUUGUUUUAAUUAAGAUAACAAUUAUGGAGGAAGAGAUACUAACAGACACAACAAAUUGAAUUUUUUAGUUAGCAACGAGCAAUAGUAAUUGAAUCCAAAGUAUCCUUAAGAAUAAAGAAAUAUGAUCAAUAAUUCUUAAAAUGGUCGCGUAAAUGAUAAUCUGCAAGAUUUAGAUGAUGAAGAUGUGUACUAACAAAUUACAUUUGAAGAUUUAAGAGUAAAGCACUAAGGAAUUUAUAAUUUUAAAGAUUUAAACGGAUAAAAUAAUAUUUAAGAAAAUAAUUAAAAAAAUAAUAAAAAUUUAAGUUUAAAUAACUUAGAAGAAAAUCACCAUUAAUCUUCCUGGGCUUCUACUCUUCCUUCGAACAGAAAUGAAUAUGAAAAAAAUUAGUAGUUAAAUCAAUAGAACUUAAUUCAUAAAAGUUAAUUACACAACUUUAUGACAUCUUAAAAUACUUUAGCAAGCUAAAUGAGUUAAAAACUCCACAGUAUUGGGAGCGGAAGACUCAACUAAUCAAAUUUAUCUUCCGACUAGUAAAUACCUACACUAAAAGACUGUGCUUCAACUUCUACUAACUCAAAGCCUUAGUGUUCUAGUAACUAAACUUUAUCAUCAAAAGGAGGAUAAUUCAAUUCGAAAAGCUCUUAAGGAUAUCUUGAGUAUGUAAUGCCAAGAAAUUUGAAUAUCCGCCCUGAAUCAUUAGAAGAUAUUUCAAAAAUUAGCUUAUUUUAAAGAAAUCCUUUAGAAGAAAAAGAAUCAUAAAAAAGCAUAUAAAAUAUUAUUGUAAAUAAUACCUAAUAAAAAAAGAAUAUCUAUCAUAAUCCAUUAUAAAAGACAAACUAGUUAUAAUUAAAUAACUAACUCACAAAGUAAACUGCAAAAGUUUUAUCCUUAAACACUUCUAAAAUAUCACCCCCUGUAUCACCUAAAACUAAGGUUGGUUAAGAUCUUGCUAAUAAAACUAUGUUUUAAUCUGACACUAAAAAACUAAAAAUGUCAGCUUCUCUUUCACCAAAUUCUAAAUCAAAAUAACCUAUAAAAACAACAAGUAACUUAAAUAAAGAAAACAACUUAAAAUAAAAUUCUGAAUAGCAAGGGUAAAAAGAAGAUUUACAGUUUCAAGCUAAAUACAGCAAGCUGAAUUAAAUAAUUUAGUAAAAAGCUAGCACCACAAAAUGUAUAUCGUCACACUAACAAUAGCCAUACUUUAAAUCAAUAAAAGGUAGACAUGAUAAGACUUCAGCUAUACCUAAAGAAUUAAGUAAAACAAAUACAUCAAAUCUUAAAAUAAAUAUCCCAACCUCUAUACCACAGGAGAAGUCAAAGUAAACUUAAAGCACAUUAAAAAGUACCCCUUAAAAAUAAUCAUAAAAUUAAGAUAAAUAAUAACAAGUACCAUAAUUAUCUCAAAUCAAAGAAGAAGUUUAAUUAUAAGAAAAAUAAAAUUUCAUUAUUAAAAAAUUAACUGAAGAGCAAUUUCGUUGGAAAGAAAUAGGAUCCUAAAUGGUUUUGGCAUAUGAAGAAUUAAAUUAAAAUUUUAAAUUGUUGGUUAAACAAAAAAAGCAGUAAGAUAAAAUGCUUUAAUAGUUAGUUGAAAGCUUAUCUUAAUAAGAAAACUAAUAAAAUAAAUAAUUAAAUUUAUCUCUUGGAAUAAAUGAAAACGAAUCGAUUGCUAAGUUAUCUCAUAGAGAUGGUGACAAUAACAAAUAAUCAAAAAAUAAGGAUAUUAUUGAUAACUAAGUAUAAGAAUUAAUAUCCUCAAUAUAAAGUAAAUUAUUCAGUAAAUUUGAUAACGAAGAUAGUUAGCAAAUUCAAAAUUUAUUAAAUUAAUUUAAAUCAACUAUAAAAUAAAACUAUGAGCUGAAGAAAAACUAAAAGGAUAUACAAAAUAUUGUGAACCUUUAAAUAAAAGAAUCUUCCUCUUUGGCUGACUAAAUAAUUCAUCUAAGAACUCAGUUAGAUAAAGCUUGCAUUUCUAUGAUGAAAAAUUAAAAAGAAUCAAACUGCCAAUUUUCAUCAAUGAUGCAAAUGCUUUAUUCAAGCAAGGACAAUUAAAUUUUAAAUUAAAAUAACUCAACUAUAUUUUAAUAGCAAGAAAGCUUCAAUCCUAAUUUAGCUUCCUCAAUAAUAAACUAAUUAAAUUUGCAUGAAAAUCAUUUAGUUGGAUCAGGAAUAAGUCCCAUUAAUUCUAUUUGUAGUUUCAAUAAUUAAAAUUCAAUAAAUAAAAAUAUUUAAUUAUUGCCAAAUUCAUUUAACUCUUCCACUAAUUUCAAGGACUAAAAUUCAGAAAAUAUCUUCCAUAAUCAAGACUAAUAGCUGUAUUUAAAUAAAGCACAGUCCUAAAUUAGAUUCAGCGAUUACAAAGAUACCUCAUACUUCAAAUAAUAGGAAAUGAUUGAAGACCAUAAAUACUCUCCAAUUUUAAGUUAGUUAAAUGACUGUGGUUAUCUCUAGAAUGAAUCCUUCUAAAUUGCCAGUCCUAUAAGAAACGAUAUAGUACCAUUUUUCGGAGAAAUGGAAAGCAAACACAUACUUAAUUCAGAAGAAAAUGAAGAAAUAUAAUUUUAAGCUGAGUGCAAUUGA